UCAUGGAGGAAUAUUUAGAUCUCUUGAAAAUUUGAAAUGAUGAGAAAUGACCCAGUCCUUGUCAGGUGUAGUCGUUGGUCCAUAUACAAGUUGUCGCGGCUUCGCAUCGCGAAAAGCGGCGUUCCCGUGUGAUUGGGGCAU
Messenger RNA from Phyllotreta striolata, 141 nucleotides. The record is from the annotation of a GenBank genome assembly. Lineage: Eukaryota; Metazoa; Arthropoda; Insecta; Coleoptera; Chrysomelidae.